AUUAAAUGGUUUGAAAAUCCAAAUCCAAACACUAGCUAACAAAUGGGUGUAGAAUCUCAAUAAAAAUUCACCUUUAUAUGCUGCAUAUAGUCAAGAUUCCUGAUAUAGAUUAGAUUGAUGCACCAUUCCAUUAUUCAUACACGCUAUCCUACUGCAUGAAGGACAUUUAUCCCAAUUUUAUAUUCUUCAUUCUUUAUACUUUUUAAUAUUUUGGUGCUACAAAUACACAUUGAUAGACACUUCAACUAUGUGACCAAUAACAACAUCAAUUUUAAGCUUUCAUAAAAUCAUCAACAUAAUGGCAAACUUCAUCACAAUGUAUCACAAUCCUCCCAUUGAUCAUUUUCGUGCCGUAAAGUUAUCAAUUCAGGACCGUGUCGAAGUUCAACCUGAAUUUGUAGAAAAAUACAAAGAUGAUCUCCAAGACCCAUGGAAUAUUAUGAAUAUGGAUGGUGGAAUGCACCAAAUCAAAUUCAAAAUAGGCUUGUAUAACCCUACUUUGAAGGAUGGAUGGGAACCACUCCAACAAUAUCAUCAUUUUCCAGACAAUGUUGACAUUAUUUUUGGAUACUACGGAAAUAAUCUUUUUAAAGUUAUAAUGUUCAGGGAAGUAUUUUGCGCUACUAAAAUACCUUCUUUUCAUAGUCGUAGCAUGUAUCCAGAGGAAGUCAUUAUAUUUGAUAUACACAUUUCUGAUAAUGAUUUAAACACUCCAAUCAAGAUGUUGCCCAAUCAUUUUGGGACCUUUCUUCAGAACGACUUUCGCAGUCUUCUAACUUUGUGUUGUGAUGAUGGAACAUUUUACUUUGUAGACAUUAUUCACUACGGUGAUUACGUCGACGACCCUAAUAGUGGAAUUCAAUGGAAUGAUUUCAUACUUAGCAAUUACAUUGUUGCAGGACAGAAACUUCGAUUUAAAUUCGAUCUUACUACUACCUAUAUGUGUCAUGUAUUUCCUAUUGAUGUUUAGUUUUAGCAGGAUGUAACAUAAAUAAUUGACUCCUAUGUUCAAAUUAUUCUAUGUAUCCUAUAAUUACCAUGUUUUCAUACCCGAAGCCUCUACCCAAUGAA
Molecule: messenger RNA, 1071 nt
Organism: Medicago truncatula (barrel medic)
Lineage: Eukaryota; Viridiplantae; Streptophyta; Magnoliopsida; Fabales; Fabaceae
Exons: 3
Coding region: 299-970 (223 amino acids)
Source: RefSeq, a predicted model, not a curated record